AUGGGGAGUUUCAGAGGUCAUGCCCUCCCUGGAACCUUCUUCAUUACCAUGGGUAUUUGGUGGACCAUAAAGUGCACUCUGAAGUAUGCCUGCAAAAAGCACAAACGGACUUCCUACCUUGGUUCCAAAGCAUUAUUCCAUCGAAUGGAUAUUGUGGAGGGAAUUACAAUAAUUUGCAUGGCUUUAACUGGCAUGCUUGGAGAGCAGUUUGUUACUGAAGGGCCCCACUUGGCUUUAUAUAACUAUAAAGAGGGCCAGUGGGUCCAACUCCUGAGCUGGCAUCAUUCCACCAUGUAUUUCUUCUUCGGGCUGGUGGGCGUGGCAAACAUCUUAAGGUUUAUCAUCAAUUCGUUUCCCAUUUCCUUAAUCAAAUUGCUGCUGUCGAAUGCCUUAUUUGUUGAGGCUUUUAUCUUGUACAACCACACUCAUGGCCGGGAAAUGCUGGACAUCUUUGUGCACCAGCUGCUGGUCUUGGCUGUCUUUGUGGCAGCCCUGAUAGGCUUCUUGGAGUUCUUUGUAAGGAACAAUGUCAUUGUGGAGCUUCUUCAGAUGACCUUUAUCCUGCUUCAGGGAAGCUGGUUCUGGCAGAUUGGUUUUGUCCUUUAUCCCCCUAGUGGAGGUCCUGCAUGGGAUUCAAUGGAUCAUGACAACAUUAUGUUUCUCAGCACAUGCUUUUGUUGGCAUUACACAUUACACAUUGUCAUUGUUGGAGUGAUUUAUGCCUUUGUUACUUGGUUGGUUAAAUCUCGACUUAAGAGGUUCUGCUCCUCAGAAGUUGGACUCCUGAAAAAUACUGAACGAGAACAAGAAUCAGAAGAAGAGAUGUGAUUUUGAGGGCCAUCUAGUCUUUCUGGAUGAACUUUUCUUUUUUGGAAUAUUUUUGUUCAUGGUUUUGUUUUUUGAUCUUUUGCUUGGAGAACAGGUGGCUGAGGAUGAUUCUUGGUGUAUUGUUUGUAUUUCCAAUUUGCUUAAAGUAUUUGAAUUCAAAUAUUUUGUUUUUAGAUUUGUAAGUACUUUGGAUGAUAAAUGCAUUUUGCACAUAAGUCAUGGUAUUUGGGGCCUGGAGUGACUGUUUCCAGAUGAUUUUAAGUCUGAUGCCCAUGCUAAGAAAAAUGUGUUAUUUACCUUAUAGAUACGCUCAAGGUUCCUGGGCUUGCUAUCAUUUGUAAUUCAUUAAACAUGGAAUUACACUUGUUUAUCUUGUUGUUGCAAUGAGAAAUAAAGGAAUGCAGGAACCUUGGUUCA
Messenger RNA from Puma concolor (puma), 1245 nucleotides. RefSeq names its product transmembrane protein 45A (gene TMEM45A). The record is from RefSeq and is a predicted model, not a curated record. NCBI's taxonomy places the organism in Eukaryota, Metazoa, Chordata, Mammalia, Carnivora, Felidae.